AGAUAAGAUGGGGAACUGUGAUUUGACAUGAGUGGACUAUAAAGCAACAAAUUACAGAGGUGAAGGCAACUUAGAAAUGGAGGAGAGCAGGCAUAGGGUUUGUGUUAUCGGAGGUGCAGGUUAUGUGGGCUCUUCAUUGGUGAAGAAGCUUAUAGACGAAGGCCACACUGUUCAUGCAACGCUUAGGAGCUUGAGUGAGGAGUCGAAGGUGGGGUUGCUGAAGAGCUUCGCCGGCGCCGAUGAGCGACUGAAGUUAUUCGAAGCUGAUCUUUUCAACAAAUCCGAACAAAUUGAGCAGGCUAUCCAUGGCUGUGAAUUUGUGUUCCUUGUGGCAACGCCCACACCGCAAGCCAGAAGGUUGAACGUGGAUGCAAUAGUGGAGGGAGUAAAGAACGUGGCAUAUGCUUGCAGUAGAUGCGGAAGCGUUCGGAAGCUGAUCUAUACCGCCUCCACCGGCGCCGCUUCGCCGUUGAAAGAAGACGGGAAUGGUUUCAAAGGCGUCAUGGACGAAACAUGCUGGACUCCUCUCCCUCUUCCUUUCCACCAUUGCGAUCAUAGCCUAGGGGAAUUGAAGGAUUAUAUAGAAAGCAAAACAUUGGCGGAGAAAGAAAUGUUGAAAAUUGGAAAUGAUGAAGGAUUGGAAGUGGUGAGCUUAGCACUGGGAGUUGUGGGAGGAAAUACGUGUUUAUGGUACUGUCCCUAUACUCUGUCCAUCUUCUUCUCACAACUCACCGGCGACAAGAGUGGACAAAGCUCCUUGAAAUUCGUAGAGGAUUUACUGGGGAAAAUCGCAGUUGUACACAUAGAAGAUGUGUGCGAUGCUCAUAUCUUCGCCAUGAAAGCACCAAAUGGUUCCAUGUCUGGGCGUUUCCUCUGCACCAACUCCUUCGUUUCUGCUGCAGAAAUCGCUAACUAUUUGCGCCAAAAUUAUCCUGAAUUUAAUCUCAACCUGCGAGACCAAGAUUGCAGUCGUUGCAUGAUGAAUGGACCUGAGGGACAAGUGGUGUUGAAUUAUGAAAAGCUUCUUCACAAAGGGUUCACAUACAAAAAAUCCUGGAAAGAUGUGAUUGAUGAUUCUGUUAGCUGCGGGAGGAGAUUUCGGCAUCUCUAACCUGGAGCCAAGCCAACUCAAAAUACAUAAAUUGAAUAUAUAUGUAUUAUUAUGUAUUAUUAUGUAUAGGAAUAAGGUUCAAAUUGAC
Ipomoea nil (Japanese morning glory) is the source of this 1199-nucleotide messenger RNA. RefSeq names its product anthocyanidin reductase ((2S)-flavan-3-ol-forming)-like. The record is from RefSeq and is a predicted model, not a curated record. Lineage: Eukaryota; Viridiplantae; Streptophyta; Magnoliopsida; Solanales; Convolvulaceae. Gene Ontology annotation, molecular function: oxidoreductase activity, acting on the CH-OH group of donors, NAD or NADP as acceptor. The transcript is spliced from 4 exons. The coding region runs from base 77 to 1111 and encodes 344 amino acids.